Penicillium bovifimosum is the source of this 1533-nucleotide messenger RNA. RefSeq names its product allantoate permease family MFS transporter. Bases 1 to 1533 code for a protein of 510 amino acids. The record is from RefSeq and is a predicted model, not a curated record. Gene Ontology annotation, molecular function: transmembrane transporter activity. Gene Ontology annotation, cellular component: membrane. Gene Ontology annotation, biological process: transmembrane transport. The transcript is spliced from 9 exons. Lineage: Eukaryota; Fungi; Ascomycota; Eurotiomycetes; Eurotiales; Aspergillaceae.
AUGGUUGACUCAAAGGAAAAUCCGGAGAAGCCCUCCCUACAUCAAUUCGAGGACUCGACCGUCCAGGAUUCGUUCGACGAUGGCGUUCUCAAAGAAAAAAAGAUAGUUGCAGAUGCCGAGGCCGUUAGUCUCGGCUUUGAGGGGGUGGAUGAAAAAACAGUCCUUCGGAAGAUGGAUAUUCGUCUCAUUCCUAUGCUGUCGGCGCUGUACCUCCUAGCCUUCUUGGAUCGCGGAAAUAUUGGCAAUGCUAAGAUUGAGGGACUUAUUGAUGACUUGCAUAUGACCGGUCCGCAGUAUAAUUGGACUUUGACUGUGUUCUUCUUCACGUACUGUGUCUUCGAACUGCCGAGUAAUUUGCUUCUGAAGAAGUUGAGGCCAUCGAGAUGGCUCCCGUUGAUCAUGGUUGCUUGGGGGAUUGUCAUGACCCUCAUGGGAGUCGUCAAUAAUUACGGAGGAUUGCUCGCAACUCGUCUAAUGUUGGGUGUUGCUGAAGCCGGUCUCUACCCAGGUGUUGCGUACUAUAUUACACUCUGGUAUCCCCGUCACCGAGCACAGUUCAGACAAGCCCUCUUCUUCAGCGCCGCUAGUGUUGCAGGUGCAUUCUCCGGGCUUCUCGCAUACGGUAUCGCGAAAAUGGACGGUGUUGGUGGUUAUGCCGGCUGGAGAUGGAUCUUUAUUCUUGAAGGCCUUCUUACAGUUCUCGUGGCAUUGAUCGCCCCAUUUGCGAUUCAUGACUCCCCCGAAACUGCCACCUUCUUGACUGAAGCAGAGCGUCGAUUCGUUAUCCACAGUUUACGGAUUCAAAACUCGGCAGAUAACCAUGAAAUGGUCCAAGAAGAUGACAAAUUUCAGAUGCGUUAUGUCAUUGAUGCUUUCCUUGACUGGCAAAUUUGGCUGGGUCUGUUCAUGUACUGGGGUAUCACCUGUCCGCUAUACGGCAUUUCCCUAUUCCUACCAUCGAUUAUCAAAGAUCUCGGUUACACAUCAUCGACUGCCCAGCUUCUUACUGUGCCAAUCUAUAUCACCGCGGCAAUAGUGGCAGUCAUCGCAGCAUACGUAUCAGACAGACGCAAGCAGAGAUCACCAUUCAUUCUCUUCUUCAUGGGCAUGAUUGGUAUCGGCUUCAUCAUCUGCAUCGCCUCUGCCGGCCGUGACGUACCAGGUGUUAUGUACUUUGGUAUCUUUGUAGCGGUAGUCGGAAUAUAUCCCGCCUUCCCCGGAAACGUCACUUGGCUCAGUGUCAACAUCGCAGGAGACUACAAGCGAGCCGCUGGCAUGGCCAUUUACAUUGGCCUUGGAAACCUGGCAGGAGCUAUGUCGUCAAAUUUUUAUCGUUCACAGGAUGCACCGGAAUACAUCCUGGGACACUCCCUUGAGCUCGCGUUUGUUGUCGUCGGCAUGAUCGCGGCUGUCGUUCUGCGGAUGGCGUACCAGCACAUCAACAAGAAGAGGGAUGCUAUGGAUCCUUCAGAGUAUCCUGAGAAUCCGGACUCACUGGGUGACCGGUCACCAUUGUUCAGGUACAUGCUCUAG